UGUUUCUUUUUGGUUUUAAUAGAACAUUCAAAUAAAAACUUUGGCAGAUGAUGUGCGUGACCGAAUUACAAGUUUUAGAAAAUCUACUGUCAAAAAAGAAAAACCUCUUAUUCAACAUCCUAUUGAUUCUCAAGUCGCGAUGAGUGAGUUUCCCGCAGCUCAGCCAUUAUAUGAUGAACGAUCUUUGAAUUUGUCAGAAAAGGAAGUAUUGGAUCUCUUUGAAAAAAUGAUGGAGGACAUGAACCUUAAUGAAGAAAAAAAAGCGCCUUUGCGAAACAAAGAUUUUACCACCAAGCGUGAGAUGGUUGUCCAGUAUAUUUCUGCCACUGCCAAAUCUAUAGUUGGAAGUAAAGUUACGGGUGGGCUGAAAAACAGCAAACAUGAAUGCACUCUGUCUUCACAAGAAUAUGUGCAUGAAUUACGAUCGGGUAUAUCAGAUGAGAAACUUCUUAAUUGCCUAGAAUCCCUCAGGGUUUCUUUAACCAGCAAUCCUGUCAGCUGGGUUAACAACUUCGGCCACGAAGGUCUUGGCCUCUUAUUGGAUGAGCUGGAAAAGCUUCUGGACAAAAAACAGCAAGAAAAUAUUGACAAGAAGAAUCAGUAUAAACUUAUUCAAUGUCUCAAAGCAUUUAUGAAUAAUAAGUUUGGAUUACAGAGGAUUCUAGGAGAUGAAAGAAGUCUUUUACUAUUGGCAAGAGCAAUUGACCCCAAACAACCCAACAUGAUGACUGAAAUAGUAAAAAUACUUUCUGCUAUUUGCAUUGUUGGAGAAGAGAACAUUCUAGAUAAACUUUUAGGGGCUAUAACAACGGCAGCAGAAAGAAAUAACAGGGAACGAUUUUCACCGAUUGUGGAAGGUUUGGAAAAUCAGGAAGCCUUGCAAUUACAGGUGGCCUGCAUGCAGUUUAUAAAUGCCCUCGUCACUUCUCCUUAUGAGCUUGAUUUUCGAAUACAUUUAAGGAAUGAAUUCCUCCGUUCAGGACUAAAAACAAUGUUACCAGAUCUGAAAGAAAAAGAGAAUAAUGAGCUUGAUAUUCAGUUGAAAGUAUUUGAUGAAAACAAAGAAGAUGACCUAACUGAAUUAUCACACCGUCUCAAUGACAUUCGAGCAGAAAUGGAUGAUAUGAAUGAAGUGUAUCAUCUUCUAUAUAAUAUGCUGAAGGACACUGCUGCUGAAAAUUACUUCUUAUCCAUUCUACAACAUUUUUUGCUUAUCAGAAAUGAUUAUUAUAUCAGGCCACAAUAUUACAAAAUAAUUGAAGAAUGUGUUUCACAGAUAGUGCUACACUGCAGUGGUAUGGAUCCAGACUUCAAGUACAGACAAAGAUUAGACAUUGAUUUCACGCAUCUGAUAGAUUCUUGCGUGAACAAGGCAAAAGUUGAAGAAAGUGAACAAAAAGCUGCAGAGUUUUCAAAGAAGUUCGAUGAAGAAUUCACAGCUCGACAGGAAGCUCAAGCUGAGCUUCAAAAAAGAGAUGAGAAAAUCAAAGAACUUGAAGCAGAAAUCCAGCAACUUCGAACCCAGGCACAAGUACCCUCAAAUUCAUCAAGAAUUCCAGGUCCUCCUCCACCACCUCCAUUGCCAGGUGCUGGGCCGCCUCCACCACCACCACCACCACCUCUACCCGGAGGAGCUCCUCCUCCUCCUCCUCCUCCUCCACCACCUCCUUUACCUGGAAUGGCAGGGAUACCACCACCACCACCACUUUUAUUUGGGGGACCUCCUCCACCACCACCCCUUGGAGGAGUUCCUUGUCCCCCCGGAUUAUCAGUUGAUCUACCUUAUGGAAUGAAGCAGAAAAAAAUCUAUAAACCUGAAGUGUCCAUGAAGAGAAUUAAUUGGUCAAAGGUUGAGCCCACAGAAUUAUCUGAGAACUGUUUCUGGUUAAAAGUUAAAGAAGACAAGUUUGAGAAUCCAGAUCUCUUUGCAAAAUUGGCACUGAAUUUUGCUACUCAGAUAAAAGUUCAAAAGAAUGCAGAAACAUUAGAAGAGAAGAAGACUGUGCCUACAAAGAAGAAAGUGAAAGAACUGAGAAUUUUGGAUCCCAAAACAGCUCAGAAUCUGUCCAUCUUUCUGGGAUCAUAUCGCAUGCCUUAUGAAGAGAUAAGAAACAUAAUUCUGGAGGUUAAGGAAGACAUGCUGAGUGAGGCUUUAAUUCAGAACCUUGUGAAACAUCUCCCUGAGCAGAAGGUACUCAACGAAUUAGCAGAGCUUAAGGAUGAAUAUGAUGACCUCUGUGAACCUGAACAAUUUGGAGUUGUGAUGAGCUCCGUAAAAAUGUUACAGCCUCGUCUCAGUAGUAUCCUGUUCAAGCUCACAUUUGAAGAACACGUAAACAACAUCAAACCAAGCAUCAUAGCAGUAACUCUUGCCUGUGAAGAACUGAAGAAAAGUGAAAGCUUUAACAGACUUUUAGAGUUAGUUCUUCUUGUUGGAAACUACAUGAACUCAGGCUCAAGAAAUGCCCAGUCUUUGGGUUUUAAGAUCAAUUUCCUUUGUAAGAUCAGAGAUACUAAAUCAGCAGAUCAGAAAACAACCCUUUUGCAUUUUAUUGCCGACAUUUGUGAAGAAAAAUAUCGAGAUAUCCUAAAAUUUCCUGAAGAACUGGAACAUGUAGAAAGUGCAAGCAAAGAUUCUUUUCUGUUUGUGCAAACUGGACUUGAGGGGGAGUAUCUACAGACAAGAACAGCAUUUCUAUCACUCCUCGGCAGUGUUCUCUUCAGCAGUGCUGAUUGCCAGCUAUCGAAAUGUGCAGUGUGUAUGUGACCAAGAGUGGAUGAGUACUGUAACACCUUAAUUACAAAAUAAAUAGUGACUGUCACUUUUGCUUUUUGUAGAGCUUUCUGACUCAAAUGCUUGGUUUCCUCUGAUUUUUUCAUUAUUUGCAUGAAAGAAAAAAGAAAUCACUCCUUUGACAUUCGGUGGGGGAAAAGGAAGAGCUAUUAUCCUCUUUAGUUUUACACUGACAAUUCUAAUGCAGAGGCACUUUAACCAGCUUUGCAAAUCAGAAUUUGCUGGGCCCUUCAUUAUUUCUUUAAAUUCACUGAACAAGUCCAUUCCCAGAGAUACUGAAAAUGCAAAGUAAGUCCAGACUGAAAUAUCAUUUAUUUCAUGAAACAUUCAUUAGCACUUUCAGUAGCUGAAGAUAAAGGGAAAAAAAUGUUUCACAGGGUGUGAUGAGAUACUACUAUAUACAGAUUUUUAAAAACAAAACACAGAAGUUCGAAAAACCAUCAGGUAUUUCUUUGAAAGGAAUAUAGAAUUAUAUGUAUUUUGAACGUGUUGAAAAAUGGCUUAAAUGUACUGAGCUAUUCGCAGCCCUUGGCUUUUACUUUCUGUGUGAGUUAUAUCUGAACAAAAAUUUUAUUAUGGUCAGUGUUGUUCAUGCUGCUAUACUUAAGGUUGUCAGCAUUUCCAUUACAAACCCACUAUUUCAGUUGCGGUUCAUAACUCAGCUAUAGAAGUCACCCUGGGCUAAAAGUUGGCAAAUGCCUUUUCAACCUGUGGUAGUAAUGAUGGGUAUGAGUGUGAUUAAAUAUGUAGUAAACAUUUAAAUUAACAUAUGUUACUUCUUAUGUUAUGAAUUAUUUUAAUUGAAUAAUAUAUUGUAGUACCCUGAUAAUAGAAACUGUCUGAGGAAUGUUAGCUUUGUCAGUGUAAUGGAUUCAGAAUUAAAGAAAACUUUUUUUCAAUCUAAUUAGUUCUUGUAGCCAAGAAACUCUGAACAUACCUUGGAGCCAUGAGCCAAAUACUUCCUGCUACCGAUUGAGCAAUGGCUUGUAAAGGGCACUCAGUAAUAAACUAACGUUACAACCAAACAACUGGUUAAUCCUGUCCAAAGAUUAGUGUGUGCUAUGAGGAUUGAAAGGUUAAACUGACAAGUUUGAGAUUCUGUAUACAACCAUAGCCACAUACUCAGGUAGCUAACAGAUUUUUUUAAAUGAAAAUCUGUUUCUUUUGAAUUAAUCUGACUUUUCUGGUUAUAAAAUUAAUUUGCUUAGUAAAUAUAGAAGAAUUAAAGAAAACAUAAGAGUAAAGAAUAAAAUAAGUUACCUAUAAUUUCUCAAGCCAGUAAUAACAGCUGGUGACAUGUUGAUGAAUAUCCUUCUGAUCUUUAUAUUACACAGAUACACAGAUAUGCUACAGGACUGCCAGCUUCAUCUGCCCGCUGUGCAGCAACAGAAUACACUGACAGCAGGGUUGCAGCAGAGUAGUUUAAUCACAAGGCGCCAAGCAAGGAAAUGAGAGGAAUUCUCAAGCCUUGAAUUUGUUUCCUUGAGGGGUUCUGGGCAGGGGUGUUUAAGGGGAUUUGUAAAGAAUGAGGUGCUGGAAAAUUUGGUGUUGUGAUCAGUGGGGAUGGGGGGAUGAAAACAUAAGAAUGUGGUAACUGCUUUUCUCUAAGAUGCAGCUUCUUAUUGGGCCCACCAGACCAGCUCGAUUCCCUAGUUUUGUUGAUAUACAUGAACCUCCUAAAGAAGCAUCUCAGACAGAAAGCUUAUCUUCUCACAAUGUCUGAGAUUUUAUCUCUAUAACAGGAAAAGAACAAAGAAUCUUGCGACAAAGGCUAUGUUAUCCUGGGGAGGUAAGUAGAAACCAGUUACAAGGAAGUGGGCCAAAGGGCAAGCUGGCUUAAUGAUUGCUGCUGCAAGCCUAGUUGGAAUUUUUUAUUUUAUCUUAUUAUUUUAUUUUAUUCUCUUGAACAAUUUCAUAAAAUUAUUCUUGGGGACAGUGUCAGACACAUAUAUGGCAAAGACAUACUUUCCCUGGUUGCCCAGUAUUCCACUGUAUGGAAUGUUUAACUUGUCACCUACUGUCCUGGAUUUUGAAAUCUGUUUAAUGAUUUAACCUUAAUUGCUUUGGAAUAAAAAUCUGAUGAAAUCUUUCAGCAGCUAGAGUUUGCUCAGGAUCUUGGUCUUAUGUCUGGUUUCAGCCACUUUUAGGUAUGCUACUUACUGUAUCCUCCAAAUGUUAAUAAUGUAUAAAUUUGAUUCCAAAAAAUGAUUAAAAACAGAAUUUAUUAUAUAUUGAUCACAGAGAGAAACCAUAUACCAAAUACUUAAAUUCUAUUGGUAUAGUUAAAUAUUGAUGCUUUUAGUGUAAAUAGAGCAGAAUUUAAAAAAUUUAAAAAUCAAUAAAUUUGGAAUACAUGGAAUGAUCAUUUCCUUUGAAUUCCUAUUGUUUUAACUUGAAGAGUGGGCAAGGGAAAAACUUUCCUGCAAAUAACAUUUUUUCCUUUAACUUUUUUUUUUCUCCCUAGAGAGGAUAUAGUGGUGGGAUACGGGGGUGGAAGGGAUCCUCUGUAGGAAUGGAAUAUUAUUUAAUAUAGAGUUCCAUGAUCAGAAAGACCUGGAUUUUAAUCUCAACUCUGCUUUCUAGCUGUGUAUGUGACUUUAGGGAAUGUACGUGUGAGCCUUACUUUUCUCUUCUUUAUGAUGUAGAUAAUACUUGGGUCAAUGGUGUUAUAAAUAUUAGAUGGAUUAUUAUAUAAGGAUUUACUUACUUGUAGAUUGGUAUAUAGCUGGUUCCUGUUAGGUAAAAACAAUGGAAUUAUGUUAUACUGGACUUGAAAAGUUUUUUGUGGGUUUUUUGUUUUUUUCUUGAGAAGUCCCAUUCUGUCACCCAGACUGGAGUACAAUGGCACGAUAUCAGCUCACUGCAACCUCCACCUCCUGGGCUCAAGCAAUACUCCCACCACAACUUCCCAAAUAGCUGGGACCACAGCUGCGUGACACCACGCCUGGCUGAUAUUUUUGUAUUUUUGGUGGAGAAGGGGGUUUUGCCACCCAGGCUGGGAAGAGUUAAAUUGAGUUUAGAUUCAUGCAUUAAGGCUAGGUAGCCACUGCCUACCCCAGAGCAGGAGAGUGAUUUAAUGAAAGUGCUAUUUUAGGAAAACUAUUCCAGCACUGGUAUCAAAAUAUCUUUAAAAGACGAGCAGUAGAUGGGGGUAUAUUGCUUUUGUCUUUCUCUAAAAUUUAUUAUUAUCAAUAAAAGAAGACUGUCUCAUUACCUCUGUUUUAGUUAAGAAGGUGCCAGGGUUUUAGCAUUAUGUUGCAGUUUUUAAUCUUCAGGACUCAUGUUAUUCUUAAUUUCUGUAACAUAGUCUCUUCAUCUGUAAUUUUUAUAAGAGAUAUUUGUCCCUGUAAUCCCAGAACUUUGGGAGGCUGAGGCGGGUGGAUCACGAGGUCAAGAGAUUGAGACCAUCAUGGCCAACAUGGUGAAGCUCCAUCUCUAUUAAAAAUACAAAAAAAUUAGCUGGGUGUGGUGGCGUGUGCCUGUAGUCCCAGCUACCCGGGAGGCUGAGACAGGAGAAUUGCUUGAACCCAGGAAGUGGAGGUUGCAGUGAGCCGAGAUCAUACCACUGCACUCCAGCCUGGCACCUGGCGACAGAGCAAGACUCUGUCUCAAAAAAAAAAAAAAAAAAAAAAAAAAGAGAUAUUUGUCCUCCCAAGUUUAACUUUUUCUUCUUGUAUCCAUCUCUUAGUAUCUCUUUAUUAUUCCUUUUUAUAUCACUUCUUAAUAGCACUUCUUAGUAUUUCUUCUUAAUAUCUCUUUUGUUUUUGUUUUUUGAGACGGAGUCUCACGCUGUUGCUAGGCUGGAGUGCAGUCAUGUGAUCUCUGCUCACUGCAUCCUCUGCCUCCCAUGUUCAAGCGAUUCUUCCGCCUCAGCCUCCUGAGUAGUUAGGACGACAGGACGUGCCACCACGAUCAGCUAAUUUUUGUAUUUUUAGUAGAGAUGUGGUUUCACCAUGUUGGCCAGGAUGGUCUCGACGUCUUGACCUCAUGAUUCAUCCGCCUCGGCCUCCCAAAGUGCUAGGAUUACAGGUUUGAGCCACAGCACCCAGCCAUCUUAAUAUCUCUUAAUAUUACCUUAAUAUUAUCAAUGUCUUUAGAAUUAUUUUCCAAUGUCCUGAUUCUCUUUUUUCUCCCCACUAAUUCUCUCUUUAGCUGUAUCUAGAAAUCUUUUCAAAUUAUCUGUUAAGAAGCAGUAUAGUGUGGUGGUUAAAAGCAAAGACUUCAAAGCCAGGCUUUCUGAUUCAAGUCAUUUUUCUGUCACUUACUAGCUGGGUUAUGCUGGUCUAGUUUCUUAACCUCUCUGUGCCACAAUUUCUUCAUAGGUAAAAAGAUUAUAAGAAUAGUAUCUGCCUCGUUGGUUUUAGUAUUAAAUGAGUGAUAUAUGGAAUGAGCUUAGAAUAGUACUUGUCAUAUAGUAAAUUUUGAAUUUUUCUGUUUUUAUUGAUGUUUUAUUAUUAUACCUAUACUUUUCCUCCUCUCCCCUUAUGGUUCUGACUGAACACUACUAUUUAAAAGAAAAAAAGCAAAGAGAAAGAGAGCAUAACUUGCCUUAGGUAAACUGAAAUUGUCAACUCUGAGCCAAAGCAACAAAAACAUUUAGAAAUAUAUGCCUUUUUACACAUUGGCUUUACUAUUUUCACAUGGAUGAAUUUUAACUUUUCAGAUAAUGUAUACCUAUCAUCAACUUUCUCAAUAAAUUGUUUAUAUCAUUGAUCAUUAAUUCUUAGAAGUCUUUAUUGUUACUUUUUUGGUGUUUAGGAAUAAAUUAAAAUUCACUUCUUUGUUCUUUUACCUAGUAGUGUUUUACAAUUAUUGGAUACAUAAACAACAGGUUAGGAUUUUAUACAGUGAAGGAUAUGAAAGUUGGCUUGAAUAUAUAUACCACAAGGUUUGCCGUAUGGUCCUCUGUCAAAUAUUUGUUCCCAAGAUACCCCAAGGCAUCAUAAAAACAAAAUGGAAAACUGCAACAGAGGACCAAGACAUAAAUAUUUUAGGGUAAAUAGUAAAUCAGGGAGAUGACACAUUUCGUGCAUUGUCACUCUUUCAACAACUAUGGCUUGAAUGCUGAAUUUGUGCCAGGUAUUUUAUAAACUGGGCACUUGUCAUACACUGGAUGGGAUCACUACCCCUUGCCACAGUCUCAUAGGAGAGACAGACAAUUAAUUAUGGAACUAUAGUCAAUAUGCUAGGAAGGAAACAGACUAGGUACAAUAAUGGAUAAUAGUACUGUAUGGUGGGUGCAGGGAGAGGGCUCCGUCUUGAGAAUGUGUUUAGAGAUAGAUAGCUUCUUUGAAGAGUAGCCAUUUAGGUGGGGACCUAAAGGCUGAGAAAAAAGUUGAAGUAUUUUCUGUUGGCAGGUUUAGAGUUUCUUGGAAGACAUAAAAUAGUUUCAAAAUAAGCCUUACCAGAAUGAGAUCUUUUAUAUCUUAACCUGUGAAUUAUACUUUUUUUUAAAAUUGUAUUUGGGCUCUGGGGUACAUGUGCACAUCCUGCAUUCUGCAGGAUUGUUACAUAGGUACAUACAUGCCAUGGUGGUUUGCUGUCUCCAUCCCCCUGCGCCGCACCCCCAUCGCCUGGGCUUUGCCUAUGUCAGUCAUUUCUCCCGGUGUUAUCCCUCCCCGCCCCACUCCCGCUCUCCCUCCCCUCCACCCUCCCAACCUAGCCCUGUGAGUGUUGUUUCCUUCCCUGUGCCCAAGUGUUCUCAUUGUUCAUCAACUGCCUAUGAGUGAGAACAUGCAGUGUUUGGUUUUCUGUUCUUAUGUCAGUUUGCUGAGAAUGAUGGUUUCUAGGUUCAUCCAUGUUUCUACAAAGGACACAAGCUCAUCAUUUUUUAUGGCUGCAUAAUAUUCCAUGGUGUAUAUUUUUUUUGUCCAGUCUAUCACUGAUGGGCAUUUGGGUUGUUUCCAGGUUCUUGCUAUGGUAAACAGUGCCGCAAUGAACAUACGUGUGCAUGUGUCUUUAUGAUAAACAAUUUAUAAUACUUUGGUUAUAUACCCAGUAAUGAGAUUGGUGGGUCAAAUGGAAUUUCUAUUUCUAGAUCCUUGAGGAAUCGCCACACUGUCUUCCAUAAUGGAUGAACUAAUUUACACUCCCACCAACAGUGUAAAAGUGUUCCUAUUUCUCCACAUCCUCUCCAGCAUCUAUCUGUUGUCUCCAGAUUUUUUAAUGAUCACCAUUCUAACUGGCAUGAGAUGGUAUCUCAAUGUGGUUUUGAUUUGCAUUUCUCUAAGGACAAGUGAUGGUGAGCAUUUUUUCAUAUGUUUGUUUUCCUCAUAUUUGUCUUCUUUUGAAAAGUGUCUGUUCAUAUCCUUUGCCUACUUUUGAAUGGGCUUUUUUUUCCUUCUAAAUCUGCUUUAGUUCUUUGUAGGUUCUAGAUAUUAGCCCUUUGUCAGAUGGAUAGAUUGCAAAAUUUUUUCCCAUUGUGUUGGUUGUUGGUUUACUCUAAUGAUUGUUUCUUUUGCUGUACAGAAGCUCUUAAGGUUACUUAGGUCCCAUUUGUCUAUUUUGGCUUUUGCUGCCAUUUCUUUUGGUGUUUUAGUCAUGAAGUCCUUGCCUGUGCCUAUGUCCUGAAUGGUUUUGCCUAGGUUUUCUUCUAGAGUUUUUAUGGUGUUCCUAUGUUUAAAUCUUUAAUCCAUCUGGAGUUCAGUUUUGUAUAAGGUGUAAGGAAGGGGUCCAGUUUCAGCUUCCUGCAUAUGGCUUGCCAGUUUUUACAACACCAUUUAUUAAACAGGGAAUCCUUUCCCCAUUGCUUGUUUUUGUCAGGUUUAUCAAAUAUCAGAUGGUUGUAGAUGUGUGGCAUUGCUUCCAAGGCAGCGUUCUAGCCAAUAUUUGGUACUGUUGAACUUUUCCAUUUUUGCCAGUCUAGUGGUUUAAGGUGGUGUCUCACUGUGGUUUCAUGUUACAUUUCUGUGAUCACUAAUGAGACUCAAAAUUUGUAUCGACCAUUCACGAAGACUGAUAGGUCUUUUUCUAAUCUUUCUUUUGGGUUAUUUAUUCUCUUUAAAGAAAAUUCUGUUAAUUAGUUAUUGAAAUAUUGCAGAUACAAACCCAUUGUCACUUACAUGUAUGUCCUGGAGAUAUCUAGAAACAGUUGUGGCUAAUAUUAUUACUUUUAAAAAUGUGCCUUUCAGCUGGGCACAAUGGCUCACACCUGUAAUCCCAACACUUUUGGAGGCCAAGACAGGUGGAUUGCCUGAGGUCAAGAGUUUGAGAUCAGCACGGCCAUAAUAGUGAAAGCCUGUCUCUACUAAAAAUAGAAAAAUUAGCUGGGCUUGGUGGCAGGCACCUGUAAUCCCAACUACUCGUGAAGCUGAGGCAGGAAUAUCGCCUGAACCCAGGAGGUGGAGGUUGCAGUGAGCCGAGAUCACGCUAUUGCACUCCAGCCUCGGUGACAAGAGCGAUUUUUCGUCUCAGAAAAAUAAGAAAUGUGCCUUUCAAUGAACAAAUUGACAGAUUUUAAAAUUAUAUAGUCUUUUUAUUUUUUUUUUUUGUGACAGAGCCUGCUCUGUCACCUAGGCUGGAGUGGCACGAUCCCACCUCAGUGCAACCUCUGCCUCCUGGGUUCAAGAGAUUCUGCUACCUCAGCCUCCCCCAGUAGCUGGGAUUACAGGUGGGUGCCACCAUGCCCGGCUAAUUUUUUUUUUUUUUUUUUGUAUUUUUAGUAGAGACAGGGUUUCACCAUGUUGGUUAGGCUGGUCUUGAACUGACCUCAGGCAAUCUGCCCUUCUCGGCCUCCCAAAGUGCUGGGAUUACAGGCAUCAGCCACCAUGCUCAGCCUAUGUAGUCAUUUUUAAUCAGUCAUUUCCUUUUCCAUUUAGACUUUUUGUGUUUUGUUUAAGUAACCCUUUCUACCUUGAGUUCAUUAAGAUACUUUUCUAUAUUUUCUUUUAUUCAUUAAAAUAACACUUUUGGAUUAUGUACUACCAUUAGACACAGUUCUAGAUAGUGCUGAUACAGCAAUAAAAAAAAUUCCUAGACUCUUAGAGUUUGCAUUCUUGAAGUGGGGAGGAAAACAUAAAACAAAUGUGCAAGUGUCUCUUAUUCUCUUCAGGCUACUAUUACAGAAUGCUGUAGACUGGGUGGCUUGAACAACGGAAAUUUGUUUCUGAGAGAUCUGAAAGUUGGGAAGUUGGCGAUCAGGGUGCUGGUAUGGUAUGGUUUUGGAGAGGGCUCUCUUCCCGUUUUGUAGACGGCUGCUGCUUGCCGUGUCUUUACAUGGUAGAGACAGCAAACAGAAAUCAAGUGCUUUCGUGUCUCUUUAUAAAAGGCUUGCAUCAGGUGGUUGGCAAUAAUGAAAAAUGUCCUGAUUCCUAAUGUAAUGUGAAGCUAAAAAUUUGCUAAUUGAUUAGAAUCCACCCUUAUGACCUAAUUAUUUCCCAAAGGCCCUAUCCCCCAAUACCAUCGCACUAGGGACUAGGGUUUCAACAUUGGAGUUUUGGCAGGACAUUCAGUCCCUAGCAGCAUGAUUUUGUAUGAAGGAUAGUGAUAAAUGUUAUGUAGAAUAAUAAAGUAAAUGAGAGUGCAAGUGAUCAGAGGUGAGGUUCUAUAGGACAGAAUAGCAAAGCACAAACUUCCCAAGGCAGUUAUAUACCUGGAGAGUUUGAGGAAAAGGACCAGAUAGCUAGAAUGGGGUGAGCAAGAGGAAGAGUAUUAGCAGAUGAGGUCUGGUUGAUGACAGAAACCCAGAUCACCUAUGACCUCCUAGGCCAUUUUAAAGACUUGAGCUUUUAUUUUGAGAUGGUAAGACAUUGGAAAGUUUUGAGAAAAUAAAUGACAGGUUUUUGAAAGAUUACUAUGUCUCCUGGUUUGAGAUAGUCUAUAUGCAAGCAAGGGACAAAACUAGAGGAACAUGUAGAAGACUGUUUCAGCAAUUGAGGCAGAAAUGAUGGUGGCUUGCAUCAGGUGGUGGCAGUAGUGAAAAAAUGACCAAAUUCUUGAUAUAAUUUGAAGCUUUAUUUGCAAUUGGCCAGGAAGGGUGGCUCACGCCUGUAAUCCCAGCACUUUGGGAGCCAAGACAGGCGAAUUGCUUGAGCUCAGGAGUUUGAGACUAGGCUGGGCAACAUGGUGAGACCUCAUCUCUACAAAUAGUGUUUUUUAAGAAACAAACAGGGAGUGGUGGCACACGCCUGUGGUCCCAGCCACUUGGGAGGCUGAGGUGGGAGGAUCACUUGAACCUGGGAGGUCAAGGGAGCAAUGAGCCAUGAUUGUGCCACUGCAUCCCAGCCUGGGUGACAGAGGGAGAGUCUGUCUCAAACAAAUAAAAAAAUACCCAAAACAAACAAGCAAAGAUUUGUGAAUUUGAUUAAAUAUGGUUUGUGAGAAAAACAGAGUCAAAAUGAGUAAUUCCUUUUUUGUUGCAUUUGUUAUUUUUUGACAUGAGUAACUAGAAAGACAAAGUUCUCUUUUAGAGAGAUGAGAAAGAUUGUAGAUGGAGCAAGUUUAGAUACAAGAGUAAGAAGUUAUUUUUGAGCAUGGUAAUUUUCUUAUGUCCAUGUUCGCAGUUAAAUAUAUGAGUCUGGACUUACAGAGAGAAGUCUAACCUGGACAUACAAAUCUGUGAGGCAUCAGUGCACAUAGAUAGUCUUUGAAGCCAUUAGACUGGAUAAGAUUACCAAAGAAUUGAUUAUAGAUAGAAAAGGGGAAGGGGCUUGUUAUGUGAUCCAUGAGAUGCUAUCGUGUUUAGAGAUCUAUAAGAUGAAAAAGAACCAACAGAGGGGACUAAGCAGUGACCAGGGAAAUAACAUGGUGUUUAGGUCAUAUCCUGGAAGCCACCCGAUAAAAGUCUUUUGUAAAGAGAGUGAUGAAACUUUUUGAAUGAAAUGAGGUCAAGUGAAAUGAAGACAGAAUUAAACAUGAAAUCUGACAACAUGAGCCUGACAAGUCCUGUUUAGAUACAGUGUUAGUGGUAAGAACAAGAUUGGUGGAGGUUGAAGAGAAAAGGGAGAAAUUGGUAAUCAGGAGUACUUUCUUCUAAAGCACUUAAAUUUUCAACAUGUUCUUUCAAUGUAUUGCUUUUUACCAGUUACAAAGGCAAUAGUGUUCAUGUUAGAUAAUUUAGGAAAAACUUAAGAAAAUAAAUAUUGUAUGUGAUCCAAACUUAACCACUGUUAAUAUUUUGGUUUAUAGCAUUUGAGUCUAUUUUUUUCUGGGCAUUUUAAAAAAUAUUUUUAUUUAUUUGUUUGUUUGUUUGUUUGUUUUAGAGAUGGGAUUUCACCAUGUUGCCCAGGUUGUUCUUGAACUCCUGAGCUCAGGCAAUCUGCCCACCUCAGCCUCCCAAAGUGUUAGGAUUACAGGUGUAAGCCACCAAGCCCGGCCCCUGUGCAUUUUUAUAAAUUCAUUUUCUAAACAAAAAAUACAUUACAGAUAUAUUUGUGGGCUUUUCUUUUUUUUUUUUUUUUUCCUUAAAAAAAAAAAUGGAGUCUCGCUCUGUCACCCAGACUAGAGUGCAGUGGUGAUCUCUGCUAACUGCGACCUCCACCUCCCAGGUUCAAGCAAUUUUCCUGCCUCAGACCCCCAAGUAGCUGGGAUUAUAGGUGUGCACCACCACGCCCAGCUAGUUUUUAUAUUUUUAGUAGAGGCGGGGUUUCUCCAUGUUGGCCAAGCUGGUCUCAAACUGCUGACCUCAGGUGAUCCACCCACCUCAGCCUCCCAAUGUGCUGGGAUUAUAGGCGUGAGCCACCACACCCAGCCUAUUUACAUGAUUUCCUCACAUAAGAAUAUACGAUGUUUAUCUUUCCUUUGCAUUAAAUAUUUCUUAGUAUUUUUAAUGGUAGUAUAGCAUUAUAUUAUGGAUUAUGGUUUAUAUGUAGCCAAUAUUCUAUUAUUAGAUACUUUUCAACAUUUUCUUAUAGAAAACAUCACAGUGAACAUUUCAAUAUGUAAUUAUAGUCUUUCAUUAGCAUAUUCUUAAAGAUGUUGACAAUUAGCCCACUGAGAUGUGUCCAAAAGAGGAAUACUCUGAUGAUGGUGAGUCUGCAAACCUUGUCAUACAAACAGAGGAAUAGUUGUCCACAAUGCAACAAUUGUAAGGGUUCAGUGGAAGAGGAAAGAUGUCCAGCAGCAGAAGGCAGUCCUUAUAGGGAAGGGGAGUUCUCUGACAGGAAGAGGCCCUAGCCAUAGAAAAGAUAUUGAUAGAAUUGCAGCAGUUUUUUAAAUAAGAAACUUUCCAUUUUCAUUGAAUUGUGGGUCAUAUAAUGAAGGCUUUCCGUAUAUCUCAUAGGUGCAAAUAUGAACAUUGUAUGUGUUCUAAAAUCAAAUAAAUAUAAUCUCAUUUAUAUAUGUAUACGCAUGUCUGUGUUGUAGUUGAGGAACUUGAGUUUAUGUGUUAAACUUAUAGUUUACUGAAUGUAAGUUUUGAAAUAUUUUUCUAGAAUUAAAAAGUAUUUUUAAAUAAACUUAGAAUUCUAUUUUCUGUAAAAGGAAUAUGACAAACAUUUUCUCUUUCUUGACCAUAAACUAAAUGAACGCUGUAGUUUUCCAGUUAGCUUACUAUUUUAAGGAAUGUGAUAAGUCAAUUGUGAGACCUUUUUUCUUUUUCUUAAGGCUUCUGUUGUGAUUUCCAGCAAAAGGUUCCAUGUAGGUAGCAUUUUAUCUGAUAUUGAUGUUGCUUGGGGUCAGAAUUGACAAUCAGGAGUAGUCUCUCAGUUUAGAUUUACAAAAGGCCAGAUAUCUUGGGUAUCAUUACUGCUUACAGAAACAUCUGUAUCUCUCUUCUUUCUUUUCAAAUAUUACACCCACUAGAUCAUUAAUAAGUAAGAUAAAAUGUUCUUUAUACUUUCAUAUAGCCUCUGAAUAUUUCCCAUUUAAAAUGCACUGCUUGAAAAAUAAGGGGAAAACAAAGCUUUAAUUUUUUUUUUUUUUACAUUUUAGAUAAUGAAAAGAAGGCUCAAUGAAGAGUUUAACAGAGGUUCCCGAUAGGACCCUUUUUAUUACAUAUCUGUAGAACUAAUAAUGCUGCUAUUUAACAAUCAAAAUCUAAAUACUUUGGACUGAAGAUCAAGUCCCUUACUUUCAAACUGUUUCCUAAAGCUUCCCAUUAAGGACUGUGUACUCUAGGUGCACUAAAUUACCUUCUGUUCACUAUGCCCAGAAUACACUUUUCUACUCUUAUCUCUGUGAUAUUCAUGUCACAUAGAUUUCCUAUGACCACGACUUUGAAAUUCUAAAUCUAAUCCAUAAUUUAAGGUUCAGUUAAGUUGCCACCCUCUUCAAAUAGGCUUUCUGGAAUACCACAAUUAAAAGUAAAAUUUCUGCCAUUGAACUUUAUUUUCUUUCUUUUUUAAAAAAAAAAUAUUAUUUUUUCCUUUUUUUAAGACGGGGUUUCACCAUGUUGGUCAGGCUGGUCUUGAACUCCCAACCUCAGGUGAUCCGCCCCCGCCCCCCUUGGCCUCCAAAGUGCUUGGAUUACAGGUGUGAGCCACCAUGCCCAGCCUGAACUUUAUUUUCAUAUACCCAGAGACUAUUACAGUGCUAGAACAUAAUUAUGACUAUGGGCCAGUUGCAGGGGCUCAUUCAUGUAAUCCCAGCUCUUUGGAAGACCAAGGUGGGUGUAUCACUUGAGUUCAAGAGUUUGAGACCAGCCUGGGCAAAAUGGCGAAACCCCAUCUUGACAAAAAAUUAGACAGGUGUGUGGUGGCAUGGGCCUGUAGUCCCAGUUACUUGGAAACUCAGAAAGCUGAGGAGGGAGGAUUGCUUGAGCCCAGGAGGCAGAGGUUGCAGUGAGCUGAAAUGGCACCACUGCAGUCUAGCCUUGGUAACAGAGACAGACUCAGUCUCAAAAUAAUAAUAGGCCGGGCACGGUGGCUCAAGCCUGUAAUCGCAGCACUUUGGGAGGCCGAGGCGGGUGGAUCACGAGGUCAAGAGAUCGAGACCAUCCUCGUCAACAUGGUGAAACCCCGUCUCUACUAGAAAUACAAAAAAUUAGCUGGGUGUAGUGGCGCGUGCCUGUAAUCCCAGCUACUCAGGAGGCUGAGGCAGGAGAAUUGCCUGAACCCAGGAGGCGGAGGUUGCGGUGAGCCGAGAUCGCGCCAUUGCACUCCAGCCUGGGUAACAAGAGUGAAACUCCGUCUCAAAUAAUAAUAAUAAUAAUAAUGAUAAUGAUAUUUAUGAUUAUGUUCAAUUUUGAUUUGUUCUGUUACACUAUUAUGAUGCAUGACACAUAUAAUAAUUCCUAAAUGUGAGUCUUCCUCAUGAAAAGCACUAGCAUAUGUGAAUACAUACUUAUAUGUAUUUUUAGCCUUUGGAUUGAGUAUUCACAAAUCAUAUGCAUUCGCUUAGGAGUACUUUUAAAAAGUGAAAAAAGGGCUAGACCUUGUGGCUCACACCUGUAAUCUCAGCACUCUGGGAGGCCAAGGUAGGCAAAUUGCUUGAGCCCAGGAGUUUGAGAGCAGCCUGAGCAACAUGGCGAAAUACCAUCUCUACAAAAAAAAAAAAUAUAUAUAUAUAUACAAAAAUUGGCUGAGUGUGGUGGCAUGCUCCUAUAGUCCCCAUAUGCUACUCAGGAGGCUGAGGUUUGAGGAUUGCUUGACCUCGGGACAAGUUGAGGCUACAGUGAAUCAUGAUUGCCACUGCACUCCAUCCUGGGUGACAGAGUAAGACCCUAUCUCAAAAAAAAAAAAAAGUGAAAAAAGAAGUUAAAUAGAAUAGUGUCUAUUAGUAUCUAAAAUAGCAGUUAAGCAGUAGUGACAGUUGGAUUUAUACAGUUUGAGCAUAGUACCUGGCACAUAAGUUUUUAAUAUGCACUUAUCUCCUGUAUACGUCACAUAAACCCUGAUAGGUAAGGUACUGUUAUUAUUCUCACUUUACAGAUGAAGGAGCUGGAACUUAGGGAGAUUAUGUAACUUACCUAAGUUCUCAUAUAUAGUCAAAGACCCCAAGCCUUUUAACUACUUUACUAUGCUGAUAAAAAGUCAGAAGACAUAACAAGGAUAUAAAGUUUUGAAAUUAAGCCGUAGGGCGCAGAAAGGAAAAUGUUAGAAAUUAUACUUAGGAUUACAUUCUCAUGUGUGUUAGCAACGAGGAUGCUACAGGCUGAGUAAGAAAUGAUGUGUGUGCUUUAUGACUUUGUUAUGUGAAAUGGUACUAACCAUAGGAAAGGGUUAGAUUAAUACAGCUUUAGUUGUUGUAGAUAUUAAUGGGAGACAAAGAUAUACAAGAUCUUUCAUAAAAUAAUUUGAUUCCUUUAUGCCUCUAAAGCUGUUUUCCCAUGAAACAUUAAAAUUGUAAAUAAUGAUUUAUUGUACUGUGGGCUUCUUCAGAAACCUAACUCUUGGGGUUAGAUUUCUACGGGUGUGUGUGUGUGUGUGUGUGUGUGUGUGUGUGUGUGUGUGUUUAAAAGAGCUAUUAGUAAAACUGCAUAUACAUUAUUCCAUUGUGAUGUUUUAAUUAUUUUUGAUUGAUCCUGCUUUUUAAGCUCCAAAUUAGAACAACCUCUUUAAACAUUUAUUAGGAAGAAGUAUCUGAACCAGUUUGACCUGACAUUUGUAGACAUCAUCUUAGGGAUAUUCUUCCCUUAGAGGAUUGUAACUUAGGACUAUAUCAGUUGUGUCUGUUAACUAUAUGCUAUGUCUGUUAUACUAACUUGCAUUUCUAUACAAAAGGAAGAUUGAGUGUGAAAUGAAUUUGUUUUGAAUACUCUGAAAAUGUCUAGCCAGGAGAUUAUAAUAACCAUAAUCACAGUUUUUGGCCACUUGGCUAAAAGAAUGUUGUUAAUGCCCAUACUGCUAGCUAAGACAGUCAUGUGCACACUGUAUUAUGAACCUAUUUCCAAUAGAGUAGGAAAAUAUUUAUAACAGGUUUGAGGCUUCUUUAUUGCAAAAACCUUUUCUAGCCUUAUGGCCUCAGAAGGAACCGUUGAAGAAAAUAGUCAUUAACAUUUCCUCGAACACUAAAUCCCCCCGUUCUGCUCCUCCAGUAUCUCAUAGGCUGUCAUCUGAUAUCAGCACUUAUGUAAUUUCACAAUAGGUGGUGCCAUAGUUCUAUACUGCCUGACAUUAUAGGAAAAUAUAAAGUGUUAUUUGACCAAUCGAAUAAAAAGAAGAAAAAAUAUAAAAAGUUUUCUGAACCUUGGUUUUAAGAAAUUUAUGAACAACUAAAAAUUUCUCCAAAGACUGAAUUCUUCCAUUCUCUGUUAGUAAAAUAUCUCAGCUGCCUUUUGAUUCUGCUAGCUGCAAGAAUGGCAGGAUGGGCCGUGAAUGACAAAUUAUAUUAUUUGUAACAUUAAUGCCCGCUUGUGUGGAGAUUAAUUACUAUCUUUGUAUUAAAGUACUGGUUGUGUUGGAAUUGCUGCCUUUUUAAACUUCUCCCCCACCUUUGGUCAUUUAUACUGACAAUUUGCAGUAAAAUAGCUGACAACUCCCUAUGAUUAGUUUAGCCAGAUGCUACUUGCUCUGGUAAAUUCAUUUUAAGCAUUUGACAAGACUGCAAAGAUUAGUGCCAGCUGAGCUUAAAAUAUUUUUACAGAUGAAUGGUGUGUGAAAAGUCAGUUACUUUUCAGGUUUAUGAUGACUAUGUAAAUUAACUGACAACAUAUCUUCUUUGGUGUUUAUUUGUGAAUCAUUUAUCUACUUUAUAGAACAAUUGGUAGAGUUAUCCUUCACAGGUGUGUUCAGAAGGUGUCACCAAAUGGAGUUUUGUAUGUUAUUAUGUUGUCCUAUGAGUUGCCUGUGCUCCAGGACUUACAGAAUUGCACGGUAAAAUUGGGAGUCUCUGGAUUAGAGAGUGAAAAUAAAAGUGAGAAGCCUUUUCUUUCGCUAUAUCUACCAUUCAACAUCAACAAAAAGGCUUUUACUCUCAACACACUCUUCUUAGGAAUGGCCGUUGAAUGCCUUAGUUACCUACAACAUUGAACUAUAAUGAGUAGUUGAUUGGUUUUUCACCUUUCCUCAUUCUUUGCCUUCCUUUAUUACUAUAUCUUUAGUCUUUCUCUUAUACUCUUUUUAAAAAGCAUAUAUUAUACUGUAGAAAUGUUUCCUAUUAGUGGUUAAUGUGAGAAAUUUGAUUAGUUGAAUAAAAGCGAACUUAGAUUCUAGAGUUCAUCUAUUCCUGGGUAUCCAGCAGCACCGGUCAAACACAGUUGUCCCUCAGUAUCCAUGAAGGAUUGGUUCCAAGACCUCUGCAGAUCCCAAAAUUCAUGGAUGCUCAAGUUCUUUAUAUAAAAUGGUAUAGUAUUUGCAUAUAACCUGUACACAUCGUUCUAUAUAUAUACUUUAAAUCGUCUCUAAAUUACUUAUAAUACCUACUACAAUGUAAAUGCUAGGUAAAAAGUUGUACUUUAUUGUUUAGGGAACAAUGAAAAGAAAAUUAGCCUGUACAUAUUCAGUACAGACACAACCACCAAACAUUUUUGAUUUGUGGUUAGUUGAAUCUAUAAAUGUAGAACCCAUGGAUAUGGAGGGUGGAGGGCCUACUCUAUAGUUAUCUCUAUAGGUUUUAAGCAGUUUCCUGUCCUUCUCCUAGCUGGGUAUAACCUUAACUAUUAGAAUAUCAUAUACUGUUCUGGAAUAAGCUCGAGAUGCUAUCUUGUCUAAUCUCAUUUUACCAAUGAGGAAGCAGGUCCUACAAUUUCAGUAAUUUGUCAAGUAGCACAUAGCAAAAAAAAGUGGUUUAUAUAGGAUCAGAACCUAGUUUUCUUCACAUUACAGUGUUCUGUCCCCUUUGUGGACUUUGUACAUUUGAAUUUCUUUAUACUUUGCUGAUUUCAAAUUCCUCACCAAACUUACUGACUUACCUGACUUCUGAAUUAUACUCAGAACAAAACACCUGUAUGAAAGUCUUCAGUGGCACCCAUUUUCUUUUCCUAUUUUCCUUCCCUUCUUUCAUCUCCCCCUCCCAUCAAGUCUUCUUUUUUCUUCAUUACUGCAUUUUUGAAUUCAUGUAGAAUCUAUAUAUUUACCUUGAAGUUUUAUUUCAAAAUUUGUUAAUUUUUCCUAUAUCCUUUUUUUGUUAUAGUUCUGAAAAGCGUACCAAAAAAAAAAAAAAAAACCAACCUUCUAAUUGGCUUUUCCUCAUGGUCUAUUGAAUAAAGCACUAGAUGGGGAAUAAGAAAACUCUGAUGCAUUUUCUUACCUUGACCAAUAACACUCUGUGCUCUAGUUUUCUAAUAACACCAAUAACGUGGUAUAUCUCUGUGCUGCAGAGUUAUCAACCUGAUUUAAUUUAAAAAUCUAGAUAUGGGCUGGGUACAGUGGUUUGCCCCUGUAACCCAUCAAUUUGGGAGGCCAAGGCGGGCCAAUCACUUGAUCCCAGGAGUUCAAAAACAGCAACAUGGCAAAUCCCUAUUUCUACAAAAAUACAAACAAAAAAAAAGGUAGCCAGGUGUGGUGGUAUGCACCUUUAAUUCCAGCUAUUAGGGUGGGGGCAGGGGCUUGGGGGGGAUGCUGAUGCAGAAGGAUCACUUGAGCCCUGGAGGUCAGGCUGCAGUGAGCCAUGAUCAUGCCACUGCACGCCAUCCUGGGUAAUAGAAGAAGACCCUGUCUUCAAAAAAAAAUCUCGAUAUAUUUGGGGCUUCCCCAGAAAAUGGUGCACAGAAAAUAGAAAAUGGUGUUACCAUUUUAAGAUAUGGAAAGAAAGAUCAUUGUUUUGAUAUUGAUGGUUAUUAUUACUCAUUUUUAAAGACUAGUAUACUCCUAGCUUUCCAAGACGAUGAUGAAGCAAUCCUGUACCUGUGACAAGUCUAUAUUUGUUUUUCUUUUUUUGGAGACUAAGUCUCGCUUUGUCGCCCAGGCUGGAGUGCAGUGGUGUGAUCUUAGCUCACUGCAACCUCUGCCUCCGAGGUUCAAGCAAUUCUGCAGCCUCAGCCUCCUGAGUAGCUUUGAUUACAGAUGUGCGUCACCAUGCCUGGCUAAUGUCUGUAUUUUUAGUAAAGAUGGCGUUUCACCAUACUGGUUAGGCUGGACAGGUCUGUAUAUUUUUUUUGCCCUUAUUUCACAACUGCUAUGGUCUGAAUGUCCCCAAAAUUCAGGUGUUGAAAUGUAAUCAUCAAUAUGAUGGUAUUAAGAGGUGAAGCCUUUAGGAGGUGAUUAGGUCCUCAGGGCAGAGCCCUUAUGGAUGGGAUUAGGACUCAUAAAACAGUUUGAGAGAGUAGGUUCAUUUUCUUCCAUUCUUCUACCAUGUGAAGACACAGAAUUCAUUCCUUCCAUAGCACACAGCAAUAAACCACCAUUCCUUAGAAGCCGAGUAGCCCUCAUUAGAUGUGCAAUCUGCUGGUGCCUUGAUCUCUGACUUUCCCACCUCCAAAACUGUAAGAAAUGAUUUUCUGUUAUUUACAAAUUACCUAGUCUGUGGUAUACUGUAAUAGCAGCACAAAAAUAUUAAGAUGGCCAUCCUAUGCUUUAGAUUAACCCAGUAUUUACCAUAUAACUUGUAAACUGGUGUUAGUGGUGGUAAUAGAAUUACUAAUGUGCUUGUGUUACAUGUUCAUUGGUUCAAUGUAAGGCUGUGGUUUUGUGGUGAUCCUAUACUCGAAGUGUGCUUUUUUUUUUUAACUUUUACUUCUGGGAUAUAUGUGCAGAACAUGCAGGUUUGUUACACAGAUAUAUUUGUGCCAUGGUAGUUUGCUGUACCUAUUAAAUCAUCAUCUAGGUUCCCUCUCCUUGCCACCCCCCCAGCAAGCCCCAUGUGUGUCGUUCCCCUCCCUGUGUUCAUGUGUUUACAUUGUUCAGCUCCCACUUAGAGUGAGAACCUGCAAUGUUUGGUUUUCUGUUUCUGAGUCAGUUUGCUGAGGAUAAUGGCUUCCAGCUUCAUCCAUAUCCCUGCAAAGGACAUAAUCUCAUAUUUUAUGGCGGCAUAGUAUUUCAUAGUAUAUAUGUACCACAUUAUUUUAUCCAGUCUAUCAUUCAUGGGCAUUUGGGUUGGUUCCAUGUCUUUGCUGUUGUAAAUAGUGCUGCAAUAAACAUAUGUGUGCAUGUGUCUUUAUGAUAGAAUGAUUUAUAUUCCUUUGUGUAUAUGCCCAGUGUAUUAAUCUGUUUUCACAUACCCAAGUCUUGGCUGAUAAAGACAUACCCAAGACUGGGAAGAAAAAGAGGUUUAUUUGGACUUAUACUUCCACAUGACUGGGGGGAGUCCUCAGAAUCAUCACAAGCACUUUUUACAUGGCAGUGGCAGGAGAAAAUGAGAGAGAUGCAAAAGCAAAAAACCCCUGAUAAAACCAACAGAUUUUGUGAGACUAAUUUACUACCAUGAGAUCAUUAUGGGGAAACCACCCCCAUAAUUCAAGUGAUCUCCCACCAGGUCCUUCCCACAAUAGAUGGGAAUUAUGGGAGUAGAAUUCAAGAUGAGAUUUAGUUGGUGACACAGAGCCAAACCAUAUCACCCAGUAUUGGGAUUGCUGGGCCAAAUUGUAUUUCUGGUUCUAGAUCCUUGAGGAAUCAGCACACUGUCUUCCACAAUGGUGAAAUUAAUUUACAUUCCAACCAACAUGUAAAAGCAUUCCUAUUUCUCCACAGCCUGGCCAUCAUCUAGUCUUCCCUAUUUUUUUAAUAAUCACCUUUCUGACUGACAUGAGAUGGUAUUUCAUUGUGGUUUUUAUUUGCAUUUCUCUAAUUAUCAGUGAUGUUCAGCUUUUUGUCAUGUUUCUUCGCUGUGUAAAUGUCUUCUUUUGAAAAGUGUCUGUUCAUGUUAUUUGCCUACUUCCUGACGGGGUUGUUUGGGUUUUUUUCUUGUAAAUUCGCUUAAGUUCCUUGUAGAUUCUGGAUAUUAGACUUUUGUUAGAUGAGUAGAUUGCAAAAAUUUUCUCCCAUUCUGUAGGUUGCCUAUUCACUCUGAUGCUAAUUUCUUUUGCUGUGCAGAAGCUCUUUAGUAAAAUUAGAUCCCAUUUCUCAAUUUUGGCUUUUGUUGCCAUUGCCUUUGGCAUUUUCAUCAUGAAAUCUUUGCCCAUGCCUAUGUCCUGAAUGGUAUUACCUAGGUUUUCUUCUUUUACGGUUUUGGGUUUUACAUUUAAGUCUUUAAUCCAUCUUGAGUUAAUUUUUGUAUAAAGUUUAAGGAAGGGGUCUAGUUUCAGUUUUCUGCAUAUGGCUAGCCAGUUUUCCCAGCACCAUUUAUUAAAUAGGGAAUCCUUUCCCCAUUGCUUUUUGUCAGGUUUGUCGAGGAUCAGAUGGUUGUAAAUGUGUGGUGUUAUUUCUGAGGGCUGUGUUUUGUUCCAUUGGCCUAUAUGUCUGUUUUGAUACCAGUACCAUGCUGUUUUGGUUACUAUAGCCUUGUAGUAUAGUUUGAAGUCAGGUAGUGUGAUGCCUCCAGCUCAGCUCUUUUUGCUUAGAAUUGUCUUAGCAAUUUUUGGUACCGUAUGAAAUUUAAAUUAGUCUUUUCUAAUUCUGUGAAGAAUGGCAAUGAUAGUUUGAUUUAUUUAUUUAUUUAUUUAUUUAUUUAUUUAUUUAUUUAUUUAUUUAUUUUGAGAUGGAUUCUUGCUCUGUUGCCUAGUCUGGAGUGUAGUGGUGCAAACUUGGCUCACUGCAUUCUCUUCCUCCCAGGUUCAAGUGAUGCUCUUGUCUCAGCCUCCCGAGUAGCUGGGAUUAUAGGUAUGUGCCAUCAUGCCUGCCUAGUCUUUGUAUUUUUAGGAGAGAUGGGUUUUUGACAUGUUGGCCAGACUGGUCCCAAACUCGUGACCUCAAGUGAUCUACCAGCCUCAGCCUCCCAACGUACUGGGAUUACAGGCAUGAGCCACUGUGGUAAAUAGGUGUCUAAGAUGGCUUGAGUGAGUGUUUUUAACAAAGGCCCUCCUUGCCAUAUCCUCAUCCCAGUCCUAGUUAAUAUGACAGUAGAGUUCUUUUGUAAGAUAAAGAUUAUAAGUAGGUAACCAUUUUGGCAUUUGAUGCACUUUACAGACUGUAACCAAUAAUGUACUAUAAACUUAGAUUUUAUAAUAAGAUCAUGGUAUGUUAACAGAUCAUAUUCUGUAGGAGUUAUGGAAAGUUUCUAAGUAUUCUUUUAAGGCCGUGAUUCAUCAACCAUUUGCUUAGCCUCUCACUAUUUGCUGCCACUUGGCAGUAUCCUUCCUAAUAAAAAUAGAUCCUGAAAUACCUUGGGGGUUCAGUGAAGGUAAAGACAAGUUAGGGGUCCAGGUAAAGCUUCAGAGAGGUGAUGGAAUCCCCUUGAUGAAAUUCCAGUAAAUUAAGAUCUUAGUAUGGCUUGUGGGGGUUAGGGAUGAUAGGAGGAAGAGAAGAGGUUGGAAUUCUAGGUAGAAAGAAAGCAAAUUAAACCGAGAUAUAAGGUAAAGAAAGUACAGAAUAAAUUUGAAGAGCAGUAAGUAGUCCAUCUUGCCUGAAGCAUAGGAUAUGUAUAUAGUAGUAAGAGAAAUUCUGCAGUGGAAGAAGUUUGAGAUGACAUCAUGAUGGCCUUGAAUGCCAUGUCAAGAAUUUUCAAUUUUAUUUAUAAGGCUUAGGGGAGGCGAUUGAGGAAUUUUGAGUAGCAGAGGAAUAUUAUCAAGAGGUGGUUUUGUGAUGAUUGAUCUGACAGAUAUGAAUAAAAUGGAUAGAGUAAAAAAUUGAAGGAGGACCUUGUUAUUAGGUUACUGCAGUAGUCCAUGAAAGACAACCUAAACCAGAGUAGAUGCAACUGACAUUAGGAAGCAUGACUCAACAGUAAUUUAUAUUUUUAUGUGGCCAGGAUAUGACCAAAGACAAUUUUGAGCCUGAAUAACUUGCUAUACAGCGAUGCAUUUUUUGCCUUUUUUUUUUUUAAAGGAGGAGAGCAGUAGGUUCAGAGAAAGGAUCCUGGCUUGGGGAGAAAUUAUUUUUGAACUUCUCUGGUUUGAUGUAUACAUUGAGUAUAUAGCUAGAGUUGCUUAAUAGGGAGAUGAACAUAUGGUGCUAGAAUUAGAAGAAUGGUUGGUAUCAGUAAUUACCUAUCUUUGCAACUGUAUCUACAAAGGUAAUUAAAAUGAUGAGAUUAAAAGAGAUCACUAGGGCAAAGAGUAUAAGAAAGGAAGAAAUACAAGGAAAGAACUUUGGUGAAUACCUCAUUUAAAUACAGAAAUAAGAGUUGUCAGAGAAGCUGGGUAGGGCAUUCAUGCCCAAGCAAUGUUCAGAAAACUUACGGGAGAGAAAAUUUCAGGAAAAACAGGAUUAAUCAACAAUCUUAGUUUUUAAAAACUUUUGUGAAUUUGUUUUUAUUGAGGUAUAAGACAUGCAUUGGAAAAUACCAGUUUGGGGUAUGCCCUUUUCCCCAGGAAAUAUCUUUUCUCAUUUUCCUGGGAUGAUUUUUGGAACUUCUUCUUUUAUUGGAGCUGCUCUUGCUGCCAGCACAGAUUCACUGCCUACUGGCUAAGAUAAUUUUCUCCUUUGUUUUGGAGACACUUAACGAGUAGAUUAAGGAUUAAAAAGUAGGUUAUUUGAUUUGUUGGCCUAGGUUAUAUUGCUGAUGCUGCAACAAUAAUUUUAAUAAAGUAGAAAGGACAAAGAUCAUAUUGUACGGAGUUAAGUAGUUCCUCGGUAACAAUUAAGUGAAGUCAAAUUUGUAUAGAUUGCAGUCUUUUCAAAACUUUAACAUUGCUUAUUUUUGUCUUCAUAGUAUUAAACCAGGUCUAUCUAAAAUUUUAAUAUGACAUUCAAGAAGCAUUUUUAUCAUUUUGUAGCAGAUUUUUAAAGCUGUAAUUUCAGAUUUUGAACUGAUCAGCAUGAGACAGAUUUUCUUUAGAACCAUUUUUGUUCUGGACAAAAUUCAAGCUGGAUAUUACUGAUUACUCUGAAAUGCAAAUAGUGCUAUUUUGUUUUACAGCUAUCAUUUAAAAAGCCAUGUACUCAUUAGGAUAAAUAUGUGCAGCAUGAACAACAAAAAGAAUGAGAAAGAAAAUGGACAUUAUUUGUAUUUUGUAGGCUCUCUGAUAUGGAACUGAAUGUACUAAUUUUGAAAUACUAAUGAGCAACAAAAUGCAAUUUGCAAAUGCACAAUUAACUUCUAACUGGCUUCUGUUGAUUUGUAGUGCUAUAACCCCACGCCAGGUGAAACUUCCCAUUUCUUGAGAUUUUAUUUGACCAAUAUUUAUAAUUGUGGCCAAAUAAUGAGAUGAUUAUUAUGAAAAAAUGUUAUGUUGGAGUAAAUCAUACUUACAUGGAGCUCUUAUUAUUGUUUCUCUAUUGACUUGUCUGCCACCAGGGCCUUGAGCUUUUAUUUUCCUCUUUCCCCUUCUGCUCCUCUUGCCUUUUCCCACCAUUGAGAAACAAAGGCCUCCCUCUCAGUUUUCAAUUUGGAAACCUGCUAGGAGCUUGUCUUAGUUACAAACACUGUGUUUUAUCUCAUGUGGUUAUGUUAGUCACUUAUCUCUUCUUUUUGUUCACCUUUUUUCUAUUACUGUGUCAUGUCAUUUAUAUGUAUGUACAUAUAGAUACAUAGACAUGCAUGUAUAUUUAUACUCAGACAUAUGUGCAUCCCCCAUGCAUGCAUACAUAUCACACAGUAGUGGUGGGGGGAUGUUGUAAAGCAUAAAGUUUACCUAUUUUGCUCAUGGUUUAUUGAGGCAGAUUUGGUUCCAUAGAUCAGAUGAGAAAAUCCCUAAUCCACAAUCAUAAACUGAAAUUCUAAAUCCAGCCAGACAUUUUGCAAACGUGCCUCUGGUGCCUGGGGAGAUUGGGUUAAAGCAUAUAUGGCUCAGUGAGCCCAAUCAUUGUGAUUGGCAAAUGAACUCAAAACACUAUCUUAAUAAUGUCAAGAUAGUUGGGAAUUUUUUUUCCACAACAUCCAAACUAAUACUCUGAAUGAGUAGCAGACUGGAAAAUGGUAGAAAACUUUGAAAUUGUGAUUCUCAAAUAAUUUAGGCUAAUGAUUGUUUCAUAGAAACAUGAAAUCUUAUUUAUUGUAAGGAAUCCUAGAGGAUCAUCUAAUUUAAUCACUUUUACUAAUGCAGCAGUAUGUUGUAUAACACCCCUUAGAGGUAAAUGUCCAAUGACAUGGAAUUCCUUACUUUGUGUGGGCUCCUGUUGCAUUAAAAACAUAUUCUUCAUACUCGGCUGGGUGCGGUGGCUCACACCUGUAAUCCCAGCACUUUGGGAGGCCGAGGCAAGUAGAUCAUUUGAGGUCAGGAGUUCAAGACCAGCAUGACCAAUAUGGUGAAACCCAGUCUCUACUUAAAAACCAAAAACAAUAACAAAAACAUACAAAUGGGCCAGGAUUACAGGUGUCUGCCACCAAUCCCAGCUACUCGUGAGGCUGAGGCACGAGAAUUGCUUGAACCCAAGAGGCAGAGAUUGCAAUGAGCCGAGAUCAUACAACUGCACUCUGGGAGACAGAUUGAGACCACGUCUCAAAACAAAAACAAAAACAAACAAAUGAAAGAAAGAAAGAAAGAAAAUACAUAUAUAUAUGAAUAUUAUAUACAUAUAAAUGUAUUUUUCUUCAUACUGAAUUAAGAUCUGUCCUCCUGUCAGCUCUCACUCAUUCCACCAUGAGGAACAAUACAAAAUUUGAGAUUUAUAACAGUUAUUUAAAUAUCUGAAGCUCUUUCCAUUUGUUUACUUGUCCAACGUACUUUUCUAUGCUAUCUAUGGAUACUCUGUCAACCAUUUCUUGAUUAUUGACUCCUCCAGAAUGUUGGUUGUUUCCUCCCUUAUUUAUUAUAAUUUGUCAAUGCCCCUUCUAAAAUGUCAUCUGUUAUUUAACCUAAUGCUAUUAAGUUUUACCUUUGCAGAAUACAAUUGAGCAAUGCCUUAUAACUUGUAGUUUCAAAGGUCAAAUAUUUGAAGUAUCGGUUCCCAUCCUAGAUUAUUGACAGAUUUUUAGCUUUUAUAGUAAUUGUAUCUGGCUGUGAAUGUAUGUUGACUCAUUCCUUUUUUUUUUCCUUUUAUUUUUACUAUCACAAACUGCAAUCAAGUUAGAUUAUCCCAAUUCCUGGACCUAUAUAAUUGAUUUUUUAAAAACUAGUUGUAAGAUUUUCAUUUAUCCCUGAUGGAUUUAAUUUUUGUUCGAUUUCAGUUCAGCACUGCUACCCAUUGCAAAAUUUUGAAUUCUGGCUGUCUUCUAGCAUAUUUGCAAUCCCUUUGGGUGUUGUGUCAUUUGUAAAUUUAACAAGUAUACCUUCAAACAACUUCUUCUAAGUCAUUGAUUAAAAAAAAAAAAAAGAAAAAGAACAAGAAAUGCCUGCAACUAACUACCAUAAACCUCCUACUGGUUGACACCAAUCUAAUAAUAGUCUUUGGAUUUAAUUUUUAAGCCAAAUUAAAAUCUACCCAACUGUACUGAAAUCCAAUUCUUAUGCCUGUUCCUUUCCCACAAUGAUAUCAACAGAGAAUUUACCCAAAAUAAAAAUAUGUUAUACAUUUACCUUUCAAUUGAUAUUUUCUAAGAAGGAGUUAGCCUGGUCCAGUGGCUCACACUUGUAAUCCCAGCACUUUGGGAGGCCAAGGCAGGUGGAUCAUGAGGUCAGGAGUUCAAAACCAGCAUGACCAACAUGAUGAAACCCGUCUCUACUAAAAAUACAAAAAAAAAAAUUAGCUGGGCUUGGUGGUACGCACUUGUAAUCCCAGCUACUCAGGAGGCUGAGGCAGGAGAACUGCUUGAACCCAGGAGGCAGAGGUUGUAGUGAGCUGAGAUCACGCCACUGGACUCCAGCCUGGGUGACAGAGCAAGACUCUGUCUCAAAAAAAAGAGGUUACCAGUAGUUUGGCAUCAGUUAUUUUGCAUAAUCCAUGUUAUUUCUUGAUUUUUAGCGUAGUAUUUUAUAAAUUUAUGAGACCUUGGGUAUACCCAAGCAUGAGGCAGAGUUGUCGGUACUUCAUUUUCUUUAACACAGUUGAGAAAGGUUGAUAUUUUUAUCAAGACAUUUGCUAAGGAGGAAACAGGGAAGGUAUAAGAAAUCUAAAUAAACUGGCUUACAGACUACAGGAUUCUAAUCUCCCUCUAGCUAAUGCAGCCUACAAGGCCUCGCCCAUUCCACAUGGAGACCUAUGGAAAGUGAGGGGCUUUGCCUUGGCCCCUCAUUUCCACUAUUUUGAUCUGCUUUCAUGUUUUGAGUGUCAUUUGAUACACCUUCUACAGCAUAGUCAGUCUGGAUUUUAUGACUCUUGAAUAUAGUACAAGAUAAGUUACAUCCUUUUGCCUGUUUACCUAAGGACCAUUCUCUUAAUUCCUGUUUCUUGAAUGAAGGAAAUGCCUUUUCUCAAGAUGAUUGUUACCAGAAAUGACCUCAUAUCGUUUGCAAGAUUACACUCUAGCCACAUGCUUGUUGCUUUUUCCCAUACAGAUUCAAGAGCAUAGUAACUUAAUAGAACCUACUAGCAUGGAAUUCAUUUAAUAGGAAUUACCAGUCUGUAAUAGCAGGAAAUAUGGUCAUAAGUUACCACUUAUUCUGGGAAAAGUGAUGAGAAUGUAUCAGAGGAAGGAAUAGGGUUUGAAGACUAAUUAAGUAGCUUUUUUUUGGUGGUGGAGGUAGCAGGACAGUCUUUCUUUGUCGCUCAGACUGAAGUACAGUGGUGCUCACUGCAAUCUCUGCCUCCCGGGUUCAAAUGAUUCUCCAACCUCAACCUCCCUAGUAACUGGGACAACAGGAGUGCACCACCAUGCCCAGCUAAUUUUUGUAUUUUUAGUAGAGACAGGGUUUCACCAUGUUUGCCAGGCUGGUCUCGAACUACUGGCCUCAAGUGAUCUGCCUUCCUCAGCCUCCCAAAGUGCUCGGAUUGGAGGCAUGAGCCACUGUGCCUGGCCUAAGUAGCUAUAUUAUCCUCCAUAUGAAAUGUGAUGAGUACCUUAACUAGUCUGUAGCAAUGUGAUUGAACUAUAGGCAGUUCGGUGGUAAAAACAGGCAAAUGACAAAAUAUAAGAGACUAGGGAAUAUAAUAAUCAAUAUAAGUAAAGAGUUUGAGUCAAGAUGGUAUAAAGGUGAUACCCUUUUUGAAACAUGACAUCUAUUGAGGUUGGAGAGCAGGGUGAAAAUGAUGGGUUUAGAUUUAGUACUGGGUUUCUCUGGGUGAAGAUUUUAACCAUGCAGUUAGAAGUUUUACCUGGAGAGAUAUUUGGAAGUUGCCAAAAAGAUAAUAGGUAAAUUCAAAGAAAAGUCUUUGGAGCAGAAGAGGAAGACUGCAGAUAAAAUCUUAGAGAAUAAUGCCUACAUUUAAGAUGGAGGUUGAAAAGAACUUGCCAAGAAAGAGUUACAAAAGAAAAGGGAGAUAACCAAAAUCAGUGCUUUGUCUCAGGAGUCAAGGGAAGAAAGCAUUCUUAGAAUACUAGGGAGUAAAAUAACACCAUCGACAUCCACAGAGAAGUUGAAAAGAAUGUACUGGUAUCAGGCCUUUAAGGUUGGCGGUGACAUAGGUAUGGAGGUAGUCCACAGAAGAGGUUGAGGCAACUGGGAAAGGUCGAUUGGAAGGGCUCACUGAAUAGAAGUAGCAGUAGCAGAAGCAGAAGCAAUAGACCAUCUGAUACGAAUAGCCAUGAAGGUAAGGAAAGGGCUUUACUUUUGCCUCUUCCCAUUUAACUGAUAGUUCAGUGGACGGAAAAGGAGAGUUAGAUAAACUUAUUUUCUGAAAAAUUACUAGAAGUUUGUUAUAUUGUUUAAACUGAUUUCAGUUUCAGACUGUUUAAUAAUGAGUACAUAGUUUAACCACCAUAGGAAUGAAUUUGAGUUCUUUGCUCUGCAUAACUUUAAUAACAGACAGAUGUUAGUCUUUCAGCAAAGAAACAAAGGUUGUUUCCUAAAUUACUUUAGAUUUACCAUGCUGCAGACCAUUUUAAUUACAUUCAUAUGUGCAGACUUUUAAAAAAUAAUUUUAAAUGGUUUAUUAUGGUAAUAGAAGCACAUUUAUGCCACAUCAUGCAACAUGGAAAGCGUUCUCUGUGUUGAGUGGUGUAAACUAUUUAUAACGCUUGCAUUUCACGUUUCUUGCUUGAAAAGUGCUACCAUCAUUUACAUCCCUAGUAAUCCAAUUGUGAAUUUUAUGGAUAUAUGUGAGGAUGUGAGGACAGGAUGCCAGUGGAAAGCCAAGAAAAGGAGAAAGGUGGCCAGUCACGGUGGCUCACGCCUGUAAUCCCAGCACUUUGGGAGGCUGAGGCGGUGGAUCACCUAAGGUCAGGAGUUUGAGACCAGCCUGAUCAACAUGGUGAAACCCCAUCUCUAUUAAAAAUAAAAAAUUAGCCAGGUGUGGUGGCACAUGCGUGUAGUUCCAGCUACUCAGGAGGCUGAGGCAGGAGAAUCACUUGAACCCAGGAGGUGGAGGUUGCAGUGAGCCGAGAUCACACCACUGUACUCCAGCCUGGGAGACAGAGUGAGACUGUUUCAAAAAAAACGAAAAGAAAAGGAGAAAGGUAAAUAACAGCCAGAGAAAUUGGCAAGAUUACUUUUUCUUCACUGUGUCAAGGAGCUAUUUUAGCUGAAAAUGAGAAGGAAGAGGGGUGCACAAGAAUUUAAGUUAGAUAUAGAAAGAGAAAAGUGGGCAAGUAAUUUAGGCAUGUAAGCAAGUUCAAGAGAUGAAUGAAGACAUUAUUCUGAUGUCUGAAGAGUGGAGGUCAAAGGAAAGGUUGACUAACAAAAAACCUUAUAUGAACCCAGGGUAAUCAAUAACUGGGCUUGAUUAGAGGUCUUGUAGCAGUGGUAUAUAGAAGAACAGAAGAAAGAUGUGGCCCUCAAGGUCAUAUUUACCAGAGAGAAUGCUCUGAGAGACAAGCCACGAAAGAACUGGUCUAUGAAACUUUUCUCAGAAUCAGUCCUCCCUCCUUCCCUCUCUCCCUCCUCCCAUGUUAAGUAAUGACUGGACACUACAGAAGUACUGUAUAUUUCUGGGUUUAUCUUAUGGAUAUUGAUAGUGAAUUACAAAUGAUAUUUUAACCUACCUAUUGCCAUUAAUGUGUAAAUAAAAACAUUUUAUUUAUUAAAAAUUGCCAACCCCUAUGGCCAAUAUUACAAAAUUAAUGUCUCUACUGAAUGAAGAAAAA
Molecule: messenger RNA, 31642 nt
Organism: Callithrix jacchus (white-tufted-ear marmoset)
Lineage: Eukaryota; Metazoa; Chordata; Mammalia; Primates; Cebidae
Source: RefSeq, a predicted model, not a curated record